Molecule: messenger RNA, 1623 nt
Organism: Dioszegia hungarica
Lineage: Eukaryota; Fungi; Basidiomycota; Tremellomycetes; Tremellales; Bulleribasidiaceae
Exons: 5
Coding region: 1-1623 (540 amino acids)
Biological process (GO): RNA polymerase II preinitiation complex assembly; DNA-templated transcription initiation
Cellular component (GO): transcription factor TFIID complex; SLIK (SAGA-like) complex; SAGA complex
Molecular function (GO): protein heterodimerization activity; TBP-class protein binding; DNA binding
Source: RefSeq, a predicted model, not a curated record
AUGGCGCCCACUCCCGCCCGGCCCCCAGCUGGGACGCCAGGCUCGCAAGCCACCAAAGCCGCCACGCAGAAGGGCAACAUGAGCUCUAUACUCAGCAAUGUUGAUCAGCUUUUCAUCACCGCGCGAAAGGGGGCUUUGAACAUCGGCAGUUCGACCUAUCUGCGAGGCGCUAUUCUGGAACAUCACCGAUAUAUCAUCUUCCACGCUAUCAAGGGUGGCAAGUCCAACCCCCUGCUCGAUAUCCCCGAAUCGCUCGACCCGAGUCUGAUGCCAAUGGGCCAGCCGAGCCUCAUCCCUCCGGCCAAGUGGACGCAGUUGAUCACUGCCGCUGAGGCCGAAGCGAGGCAAAAACUUGCAGAGGGAACCCUCACAGCUCCCAAGCUGGAGCCUUCGGCCUCGACUGCGUCCACGCCAGCUUCUAGCCCCGCGUCGACGACUAUAGGUGUCCGGCCGCCAUCCAUGGCGGGCAGGCCACAGGUCCGGCCAGCAGGAGCAACGGGGGCGGGCUCGCCAGCUCCAUCUGCUGCGCCAUCCCCUGCAGGUACGCCACUCCUCGCGCCGGCGAUCAUUAGGCAGGCACCGCCGCCGGGGGUGAUGAAGGGGGAUGAGCUGAAGCGAUGGGCUAGCAUGCCAGCUGCCGAGCGGGUCGAGCAUAUGCGAAAUGAACCCGAGUUGAAGCGGAGGUUCGAACAAUCGGUGAAUUGGUAUCGGGGCCAAGCGAGGGCAAAGGAGAUGGCCGCUGCGCAGGCUCAGGCUUCUCAAGCUCAAGCGGGCCACUCAGCCGGACAAAAUCAAGCCGGACCUUCCAACUCGCAACCAUCCGCCACACUCGCCAAGCCCAACACCACGACCACACCCGCCCGUCCCCCACCCACCAACACUUCCGCUUCUACAAUCGCGAUCCCCACUCUUCCCCCUACGCUCCAGAGCUCCAACCCUACGCCUGUCCUAGGCAAUCCCGGAUUUACGCUCGCACAGCCUCCUCCUCCCCGUUCCAACAAUGCUCUUCAGGGCCAAGGCUCGUCUACAUCGACUUUGCAAUCCUCGUCUAAUUUCGGCCCGUCCGGCGCGAACGCGGGAUCGGGAUCAGCGGGCCCAUCUCACCCACCUCCACCACUGCGAGACCACCACCUCGAUCCAGCGCUGGCGGGGGCGUAUGUCCCUCCGCCGCCGAUGCCGCCUGCGCCGCGGCGGAUCCCAGAGGAGCCCGAGGCAGAUAGGCGAAAGAGGAAGUAUAGGGAGUGGACGGCGGAGAUGGGUGCUGGACUGGAGGUCGAGUUGGGGCUGGACGAGAUUCUGAAUGAGGUGGUUGAUAAGUUCAUCUUGGAUGUCACGCGCGCGGGGAUCAGACUGUCAAAGCAUCGAAAGUCAGACAAGGUCGAAUUGAAGGAUCUAGCCUUUUAUGUCGAUAAGCAAUAUCAUAUGACUGUCCCCGGCUUUGACGCGCAUGUACCCAAACCCCUACAUCUACCUGUGGAUACGGAGGAGCGAAAGCGGCUCAGGGCUGUCAUUCCGCGUACAAUGAAGAAGGCGGAGGAGGAGGCGCCGGCGGUAGCGGGGGCAAAAGCUAGUGGUACCCGAGACGCCAGCGCUGCGGCGGCCAAGGAAGGCGGAGCGGCGUAG